Molecule: messenger RNA, 699 nt
Organism: Aspergillus melleus
Lineage: Eukaryota; Fungi; Ascomycota; Eurotiomycetes; Eurotiales; Aspergillaceae
Exons: 1
Coding region: 1-699 (232 amino acids)
Biological process (GO): oxidative demethylation
Molecular function (GO): oxidoreductase activity; demethylase activity
Source: RefSeq, a predicted model, not a curated record
AUGGAUACGGACGGUCGACCCAAAUUCCAAGAAUUGCCCAUUCAACCCCGAGGAAUCUUUUGGGAAGAUGACUUCAUCUCGCCUGAGCACGAGCAGCGUCUUCUCUCGAUCUUUCGCAAUGAACUGGAAUGGGCUGAUCGUCCUGGUCGUCUCUCACUUCACUAUGGCUACUCUUUCGACUACAAAACGUUCGGGGUCGACCCCGAUAUCCCAUACAAGGAGUUCCCCGACUGGUUGAAGCCGCUCAUUCCCACGACCGAGUCGCGACCACCCGACCAGGUGUGUCUGCAGUACUAUCCACCCGGUGCCGGCAUCCCGCCGCACGUAGACGCGCAUGGCGCAUGGGACCAAUUGUACGCGCUGUCAAUGGGAGCACCGGCCAUCAUGCAAUUCCGGAAGGCCGAGGAGCGCGUCGACGUCGACCUGACUCCUCGGAGUAUGAUGCAAAUGGCGGGCGAUGCCAGACUCCAUUGGACUCACGGUAUCAAGAAGCGCAAAACCGACACGCUGUCAGAUGGGACGGUAAGGUCGCGCGCGGAUCGCUGGAGUAUCACGUAUCGAUGGGUUCGGGAAGGGGAGUGCGAAUGUGGAAACCUGGAGCUUUGUGACGUGGCUCAACGACGGAAUGGGACCGAGAAGGAAAAAAGGUCGUUAAAAGAACUGGAAGCUAAGGUAGCUGCCCAGGAUCCAGGAUCGUGA